AUGGCGGAACCAGCCUGGAGCAAUCGAUCGUCCAUCUUGGAGAUUGUCCUCCUGGGAUUCGCGAAGGUCCCUGAACUAGAGGUCCUGCUCUUCCCAUUGUUCCUUGUGGCCUACGUAGUGACCAUGGCCGGCAACAUCCUCAUCAUGGCGCUGGUGGUGGCCGAUCAGCAUCUCCACACCCCCAUGUACUUCUUCCUGGGGAACCUGUCCUGCUUGGAGACCUGCUACAGCUCCGCCAUCCUGCCCAGGUUGCUGGCCAGUCUUCUGACGGGGGACAGGACCAUUUCGGUCCCUGGGUGUAUCGUGCAAUUUUAUUUUUUCGCCUCCUUGGCCGCUACAGAAUGUUGCCUCUUGUCCGCGAUGUCGUAUGACCGGUAUUUAGCGGUGUGCCGACCCUUGCACUAUGCAGCCCUGAUGAAUGGCAGGAUUUGCCUCCAGCUGGCCGCCGGAUCUUGGCUAAGCGGCUGCCUGGCAACUGUCAUCAUAUCGUCCUUGAUGUCCCAACUCGCUUUCUGCAGCCACAAUGAAAUCGACCAUUUCUUCUGCGACUUCACCCCACUCAUAAAACUGGCCUGUAGUGACACCACCCUGAUUCUGGUCCUGGAUUUUCUCCUGGCAUCUCUUUGCACCCUCUUCCCAUUUCUCUUAACCCUGUUGUCCUAUGUUUAUAUCAUCCUCACUAUCUUGAGAAUCCCCUCCACCAGCGGCCGGAAAAAGGCCUUCUCCAUCUGCUCCUCCCACCUCAUCGUGGUCACGAUGUUCUAUGGGACCAUCAUCAUUGUCUACAUGCUCCCAAAAUCCAACACAUUGCGGGACCUAAACAAAGUCUUCUCCGUCUUCUAUUCGGUCCUGACGCCCCUGAUCAACCCCCUUGUCUACAGCCUGAGAAACAAGGAGGUCAAGGAAGCCCUCAACAGGGUAGUCCAUAAAUGCGUGGCUUUCUCAAGAACUUAG
This is a messenger RNA of Pelodiscus sinensis (Chinese soft-shelled turtle), 954 nucleotides long. The record is from RefSeq and is a predicted model, not a curated record. NCBI's taxonomy places the organism in Eukaryota, Metazoa, Chordata, Testudines, Trionychidae.